CUGCGGAAUGCGGAAGUGAGUAAUGGGCGAGUUUGGACACGUGCUUAGCACUCUCCUUGCCCUGUGUGCUGUCAGUGAGGGCUCCAGAGUGAUGGCGGAUUACAAGAAGCAAUGCCUGGUCUCUGUGAGGGGCAGCAAGGGGUGGCAUGGGGUGGCAGCUGCCUCCUUACAGGAACUUCUGGAGAAAGCAUGCAAGUUCAUGAACCUGGACUUCCAGAAGGAGCGUGUCACCCUCGUACUGGCAGAAGAUGGCACAAUUGUGGAGGAUGAAGAUUAUUUUAUGUGCUUGCCCCCCAAAACUAAGUUUAUGGUCCUGACUGGGAACAAGAAAUGGUCUGCUCCAACUGCAGUAGAUGGAGGUACUGCGUGGAUGGCCCGAGAGUCUGUUGACCUUCAAGAUGUCAUGGAAUUGGAUGGUUUAGAGACACCAAAAUGGAAAGCAUUGGCUGCGCAAUUAAAGGAAAACUUGUCCAACAUUAUUAUUAUGUCAGAGGCGGAACUUCAGACGCUGAUUGAAGUGCCCGUUGAAGAUCUGGCGAGAGAAGUCUCGGAAAGUCAUGACAAAGUGCAAGUGCUUCAGGACACUCUUCAAAGAGUGCUGGAUCGCAGGGAGGAGGAACGACAGUCUAAGCAGCUCCUCCAGCUUUAUCUACAAGCCAUAACAAGAGACGAAGGUUCCGGGACGAGUUCAAUUGCGGCUGUAAAUACUGAUGAAGUUGAUGCUGGUCAACAGAGCAGAACUCCGCUCCUUGCUGUUUCAAUCAUCAAAACAUUGAAAGAGAAAAAACUGCCACAUGUUAGUUUAUCAAACAGUGAGCUAGAGGCUGUCACAAAUGAGGAUUCCAACACCUUGGCAGUGGCUUUGAACUGGAAAACACAGAAGGCUGUUGAACUUCAGAAUAGCUGCCUUGAGGAAUUACAGAAUCGCAGUCAGCAAGCGCAGUGUCUGAACUCGCUGGCAACGUUGUCCAAGAAGACAAAAUAUCAGCCCUGAAGCAUGAAUCGAGGGAUUGGCCAAGCUCUGUGUGUAACAGAGUCACGUUACUGGUUGUACAGCAUGCCGGAGUGUGCAGUCACCACCCAUUGAGGCUUGACAUUUUACCUGCCUCGCAACAAGCACGACAAUUGGCCUUUUUCCUGUGCUCCUGGUCUGAACAUUAAAUGCAGACUGUUUAAACCAAUUUAAAAACCCUGGCUGUGGCUAGAAGUCUCUUGGAGAUAUUUUGGUUUUCUUUCACAUCUGCUAUCUUGGCCUUCAUAUCGCAGUUCGGUUUUCAGUGGACUAUCGACUGCAUAAACUUUUUAUUUGUAUUUUUUUUUUUAAAGAAAAUAAUAAUCUGAUAUUUUAUAUUUCCUUUUUAUUUCUUUACCAUCUUUGUUACAGGUAAAUUGUC
Pelobates fuscus (common spadefoot toad) is the source of this 1394-nucleotide messenger RNA. It is a transcript of the gene DFFA, whose product is annotated as DNA fragmentation factor subunit alpha. NCBI's taxonomy places the organism in Eukaryota, Metazoa, Chordata, Amphibia, Anura, Pelobatidae. Gene Ontology annotation, biological process: apoptotic process; regulation of apoptotic process. The record is from RefSeq and is a predicted model, not a curated record. The transcript has 6 exons. Bases 23 to 994 code for a protein of 323 amino acids.